GCGGGAACCAGAGAGGAGCCCAGCGGGGGAAUGAGGCCCCGGAGCGGAGCUGCGCGCCGACUGCGCGCCCGGGACGGUGUCCCUCUGAAGAGUCCCUGAGCCUGCUUGCACCCCCUAGAGGGACUCCACAGCCAUGUCCUGGUUGCAUUGAGCCUGCCUCCUGCCAGCAUUUCGGGGCUCUGUCCCUGCCCAGCUCCUGGACCCACUCCCCAGCCUAUUCCUCACCCCAGCCUGCACCGAAGCAACUCCUCAAGCUUCAGGACUCAGUGGGGCACAGUGGCAGUCACGUGCAUGCUGGGACCGAGACGGACGGGCUGCCGCUCCCCCUGCCGCUCCUCCGGCCCCCAGAGGCCUGUCUGUUUGCCUCCCGGCGCCGUCUGACCCAGGUGAGCGAGAGGAUGCUGGCGGGGGGCGCGAGGAGCAUGCCCAGCCCCCUCCUGGCCUGCUGGCAGCCCAUCCUCCUGCUGGUGCUGGGCUCGGUGCUGUCAGGCUCGGCCACUGGCUGCCCACCCCGCUGCGAGUGCUCCGCCCAGGACCGCGCGGUGCUCUGCCACCGGAAGCGCUUCGUGGCGGUGCCGGAAGGCAUCCCCACCGAGACCCGCCUGCUGGACCUGGGCAAGAACCGCAUCAAAACGCUCAACCAGGACGAGUUUGCCAGCUUCCCGCACCUGGAGGAGCUGGAGCUCAACGAGAACAUCGUGAGCGCCGUGGAGCCCGGCGCCUUCAACAACCUCUUCAACCUCCGGACGCUGGGGCUCCGCAGCAACCGCCUGAAGCUCAUCCCCCUGGGCGUCUUCACCGGCCUCAGUAACCUGACCAAGCUGGACAUCAGCGAGAACAAGAUCGUCAUCCUGCUGGACUACAUGUUCCAGGACCUGUACAACCUCAAGUCGCUGGAGGUCGGCGACAACGACCUCGUCUACAUCUCCCACCGAGCCUUCAGCGGCCUCAAUAGCCUGGAGCAGCUGACGCUGGAGAAAUGCAAUCUGACCUCCAUCCCCACCGAGGCGCUGUCCCACCUGCACGGUCUCAUCGUCCUGCGGCUGCGGCACCUCAACAUCAAUGCCAUCCGGGACUAUUCCUUCAAGAGGCUGUACCGGCUCAAGGUCUUAGAGAUCUCGCACUGGCCCUACCUGGACACCAUGACUCCCAACUGCCUCUACGGCCUCAACCUGACGUCCCUGUCCAUCACACACUGCAACCUGACCGCUGUGCCCUACCUGGCCGUGCGCCACCUGGUCUAUCUCCGCUUCCUCAACCUCUCCUACAACCCCAUCAGCACCAUCGAGGGCUCCAUGUUGCAUGAGCUGCUCAGGCUGCAGGAGAUCCAGCUGGUGGGCGGGCAGCUGGCCGUGGUGGAGCCCUACGCCUUCCGCGGCCUCAACUACCUGCGCGUGCUCAAUGUCUCCGGCAACCAGCUGACCACGCUGGAGGAGUCGGCCUUCCACUCGGUGGGCAAUCUGGAGACCCUCAUCCUGGACUCUAACCCGCUGGCCUGCGACUGCCGGCUCUUGUGGGUGUUCCGGCGCCGCUGGCGGCUCAACUUCAACCGGCAGCAGCCCACGUGUGCCACGCCCGAGUUCGUCCAGGGCAAGGAGUUCAAGGACUUCCCCGACGUGCUCCUGCCCAAUUACUUCACCUGCCGCCGCGCCCGCAUCCGGGACCGCAAGGCCCAGCAGGUGUUCGUGGACGAGGGCCACACGGUGCAGUUCGUGUGCCGGGCGGAUGGCGACCCGCCGCCCGCCAUCCUCUGGCUCUCGCCCCGCAAGCACCUGGUCUCGGCCAAGAGCAACGGGCGACUCACGGUCUUCCCUGACGGCACGCUGGAGGUGCGCUACGCCCAGGUACAGGACAACGGCACGUACCUGUGCAUAGCGGCCAACGCGGGCGGCAACGACUCCAUGCCUGCCCACCUGCAUGUGCGCAGCUACUCGCCGGAUUGGCCCCAUCAGCCCAACAAGACCUUCGCCUUCAUCUCCAACCAGCCGGGCGAGGGAGAGGCCAACAGCACCCGCGCCACCGUGCCUUUCCCCUUCGACAUCAAGACCCUCAUCAUUGCCACCACCAUGGGCUUCAUCUCUUUCCUGGGCGUCGUCCUCUUCUGUCUGGUGCUGCUGUUUCUCUGGAGCCGGGGCAAAGGCAACACGAAGCACAACAUCGAGAUUGAGUACGUGCCCCGCAAAUCGGACGCAGGCAUCAGCUCCGCCGACGCGCCUCGCAAGUUCAACAUGAAGAUGAUAUGAGGACGGGGCGGGGGGCAGGGACCCCCGGGUGCGCCGGGCAGGAGGAGGGGCCUGGCCGCCCUCCGCGGGCUCCCCAGUCCUUCCCACCUCCUCCCGACCCCUCCGCACACACACUUUUUCUCCCUCCCACCCCGUCCCCUGCUGACCCCGCCGGCCCUCACCGCCUGCCCUCUUCCUACCAGGACCUGAGGAGUCCAGGCCUGGGGACCCCACCUACACAGGGGCACUCGUUGACAGACUGGAGCCGGAAGCUGACAAACCAACUUGACGCGGCACAGUCAAUAGUUCAAUAAAAAAAGUUACGAACUUCCUCUGUAACUUGGGUUUCAAUAAUUAUGGAUUUUUAUGAAAACUUGAAAUAAUAAAAAGAGAAAAAAAAAAAAGCUAUUUCCUAUAGCUAGUCGGAAUGCAAACUUUUGACGUCCUGAUUGCUCCAGGGCCCUCUUCCAACUCAGUUUCUUGUUUUUUUCUCUUCCUCCUCCUCCUCUUCCUCCUUCCUCUUCUCUUCCCCUGUGGGGAGGGAUCACUCAGGAAAACAGGGAAGGAGGUUCCAGCCCCACCCGCCUGCCUGCCCACCCUGCCAGGGCGGUCCCCAGGAGCAGGUUGGGUGGUGGGUCUGCGCCCAGCUCUGGGCUGGCUGUUUGCAGAGAGCGGGUGGAGGGGACAGGGCUGCCCAGUGGGGAUGAGGGCCUGUCUGCUGAGCUGCCAGGCAGCACUACUGCCAGGGGCAGGGGGGCCUGGCUCGGGUGUGGCUGAGACUCUGGACAGGGGCUGGGGUCCUCUGGAGGACAGCACAGUCAGUGGAGAGAGCCGGGUGCCGAGGCCUAACUCUGGUCCCAGCUCUGCUGCCGACUUGCUGUGUGGCCUCGAAAAGGUCAUCAACCCUCUCUGGGCCUCAGCCUCCACAUCUGUAUAAAUGGAAACGCUACUCCCGGCCCCGCCUACCUCACAGGGCUGUUGUGAGGAAUUGAUGAGAUGAUGUAUGUGAAACACUUUGUAACCUGUAAAGCGCUGUGCACAUGUGUGGGUGACUGUU
Messenger RNA from Dama dama (fallow deer), 3279 nucleotides. RefSeq names its product leucine rich repeat and Ig domain containing 1 (gene LINGO1). Gene Ontology annotation, molecular function: protein binding. Bases 399 to 2243 code for a protein of 614 amino acids. The record is from RefSeq and is a predicted model, not a curated record. Gene Ontology annotation, cellular component: extracellular matrix. The transcript has 5 exons. Lineage: Eukaryota; Metazoa; Chordata; Mammalia; Artiodactyla; Cervidae.